AUGCCGCCCGCCGUCCCGCCGCCGCUGCUGCUGCUACCGCCUCUGCUGCUGCUGGCGGCGGCGCGUCCCGCCGCCCCCCCGCACAGGCCUACAUUUACAUGUGGAGGAGUUGUAUCUGGAGAGUCAGGGUUUAUUGGGAGUGAAGGAUUUCCUGGCGUGUACCCACCAAACAGCAAAUGUACCUGGAAAAUCACAGUCCCAGAGGGAAAAGUGGUGGUUCUUUCUUUUCGGCAUUUAGACCUGGAAAGCGACAAUCUGUGCCGGUAUGAUUUUGUGGAUAUCUACAGCGGCCACACCAAUGGACAGCGCAUUGGCAGGUUCUGUGGUACUCUGAAACCAGGUGCCCUUGUGUCCAGCAGCAAUAAAAUGUUGGUGCAGAUGACUUCAGACGCUAACACUGCUGGAAGUGGAUUCAUUGCAAAGUUUUCUGCAGCAGAACCACAUGAAAGAGGGGACCAGUACUGCGGGGGACGGCUGGACAAGCCAUCGGGGACCUUCUACACGCCCAACUGGCCAGAGAGGGAUUACCCCGCGGGAGUCACUUGUUCCUGGCACAUCGUGGCUCCGAAGAACCAGCUAAUAGAGUUAAAGUUCGAGAAGUUUGAUGUGGAGAGAGACAACUACUGCAGAUAUGACUAUGUUGCAGUGUUCAAUGGUGGGGAAAUCAAUGAUGCUAAAAGAAUUGGGAAGUACUGUGGAGACAGUCCCCCAGCGCCUAUUCUGUCUGAGAAAAAUGAGUUGCUCGUUCAGUUUUUGUCUGAUUUAAGCUUAACAGCUGAUGGUUUUAUUGGCCAUUAUAAAUUUAGACCAAAAAAGUUACCCACAACUACAGCUCCGCCUACAACCACAACAGUCCCUGCUACCUCAAUUGUGAAACCUACAGUUGCUCUGUGCCAGCAGAAGUGUAAAAGGAGUGGGACUCUGGAAAGCAAUUAUUGUUCAAGCAACUUUGUAAUAACUGGAACUGUAAUCACAGCAGUAACGCGGGCUGGCAGUCUGCAUGCAACAGUAUCCAUCAUUAAUGUAUAUAAGGAGGGAAAUUUAGCAAUCCAACAAGCUGGCAAGAAUAUGAGUGCCAAGAUUCUUGUUAUGUGUAAGCAGUGUCCUCUCAUCAGGAGAGGUUUAAACUACAUCAUCAUGGGCCAGGUAGAAGAAGAUGGUAGAGGCAAAAUCUUUCCCAACAGCUUUGUCAUGAGCUUUAAGACUAAGAACUCAAAGAUCCUAAAUGCCUUGAAAAACAAAACAUGUCAAAAUUGAACUCUGCAGCUGCAUUCUGUCAUCUGUCUUGAAAAAUCAUUUAACUUAGCAUAAGUCAUGGAAAUGCAACUGACUGCCAGCAGUAUGACCACACCGACUCUUCCUUCCCUCCUGUCCACAUCAGCACUGGCACAAAGUGAAAUCUUUACUUGUACAAGAUGAGAACAGACCCUGCUAAGGCUGAAAGCCGAAGAUUUGCAGCACAGCCAUCUGAUUUCAAACAUACAAAUUCCAAUUACUCGGAAGAUGUUAAUUUAUAACUGUCCAAUUUUUUAAGGAGUUUUGUAUGUAAAAUAAGAAUUCUAAGUGCAAUAUUUAUAGCAACUUAGUUUAACUUAGCUUUUUUUUCUCUAAAGUUGUUUUAUUACAUGCGUUUCUGCAUUAUUAUCAGUGCUUUAUAAAAUAUUUUAAGAUUAAAUGAUACACCAACUAGUUACUCAUUAUUUAUAAAGUGGGGCAGCUGAAUAUAGAAACUGUUUUUUGAUCAUUUCAUGCUUUUGAUGGUUUGGGCCUUGCACAUUGUAACUGACACUACACUUCCUUGCUGAUUAAGGGUCUGAUUUUCCUUGCAUGGAAGUCAGUGAAUCAUUGAUCUGAACAGGAACUCUUCAAAGAAUUAGACAGCUGUAAAACAACACCACACUUUUCUCCUUUGAUGACUACUUAGUAAAUGUCACUAGUAAGUUCUGUAAGGUAAUAAAGUAAAGGAGGGUAGGAAUUAAUUUAGUGGUGGUAAGGUUCAUAUAGAAUCUAAGAUCCCUUUAAGUUUUUAUUUUCCUUGUAUAUAAAUACCAGACCAGAGCUCUUUGUAUAAUGUGACCACGGGCAGGAAACCAAUGAAAUACACAGUCCCUACUGGAAGUACCAGUGCUUAUUCCAGCAGGGGAAUGCAGAUUGCCAUUGUCUUCACUGAUGGAUUCUCACACAUAAUGCCCAGAGGCACUGCAGCUCUGCAGCACAGCAGCCUCUCUUCCAAAGACUUUAUGGGUAGCUGGGCUGGGGAUAAAAGGAUCAGAGGGAGGCACAGAGGUACAAAGAGGCUGUGCUGGCAGCUCACAUCCAACACCUCCGUGCUGCAGCCACACUUCAAAGAUUACAUUGCCCCACUGACCAAGCCAAGCAGCAUUUCUCUUUGGAACCAACAGCAACAUUUGUUUGCAAAGCAGAUGUAGUUUUGUAAUUUUAAAACUCUGAAAUAUGAAUUUUAAUUUUCCAGCAUUAAUUCCUACGCAAACUAAGGGACUCUAUGCACAGUGCUCUCUGUGUUUCUUGGUGGCAGCCUGGGGAAAAGCAAUGUGGAAAUCAAUGCUCGGAGCUGUCCUGAACUACAACAUUCUAUUUUUAUUUAUGAUGACAUGCCCAUCUGUCACACAGCUUUUUUCAGUGAGGCAAGAAAGGUCUGGCAGCUUACUCAUAGUCUGCCAAAUGGAAGAUAGUGAGAGCUCCUGCCUGCCCUUCUCAACACUCCCUUUACACCAGUUCCUUUCCCAAAUCAAUGCACUGGUAGAACUAGGCCUGAAACAGAGAACAGAUGAACAUGGAGCAGUGCCAGUUUUCUCAAAACACAGGUAACAACUGUUACAAGUUUUUAAACCCAGUUCAUAGUGACUGUAAACUUCAAACAUUUGAAAUCCACUUGGAACCAAACAAUUCAAAAUUAUCUAAUCCCAAUUUCUGAAAUAAUUUCUACAGAAAUAACAAGACCAUAGUUCAGCAAGAGCAUAAAGUAAGCUGACUUUCAGUAAUCAGUGAUUUUGACCUUCCUGCUCCAAAUGCAGUCAUGAAAAUUGUCAUCUCAAUUUUUCAUUUAUCAAAGCAAAGUUAACUCUAAGACAAAACCACCAUUAAUAUGAGAGGGAAGUAAAACCUUUUCCAGUUAUCUCAAAAACUCUACUUACUCCUUUCAUGACUUGCAGAAAAAUUUGUACAAGGAAACUCUGAAUCCUCUAGCAAACUAAACUCCAGCUUCUUUUUUAUAUGUGAAAUUUUGUUUCUGUGCCUGUCUAGAAUUACUCUAGGAGUGUGCACAAGUGAGAUCUUGAGUAUUAAACUGCACAAUGAGAAAGCAAUAGCAUGUUUAACACAUGUGAACUAGAAAAAUCAAAAUGAUGAGACAUAAUUGAAUACAGAGCACUCAGCACUGAUUAGCAGCCACAUAGAUCAGAAGAGCACAGCAGCUUUCAAAUAAAAUAGAGAUGUAUUGUGUCAUAGAAUUGAGGCAUGGCAGAGAAACUUUCUCAUUCUGCACGUUUGUAUUUCAGUGACAAGCAAAAACUUGGGAGCUCCCAGUCCAAAACCCCCAAGAGCCUUGAAGUUCUUGCUAAGGCCAUCCACACUGUAGUAGAACACAGUGCCACAGGACACUGACCAAGCUAGCUCUGAUGGACCCUGCUCAAGGUACGAAAAGCACUCAGAAAUAGCUCCAUUAGCUCCUUCAUUCAUGCUGUCAUCACCCCAGGUUCCCAGAACUAACAGUCCCAGUGCCAAACAGCUGAUGGUGCAUCUGGGAUCCAACCCAGCUGGGAACCAGCAUCACUUCAUGGCACUGCAUGAAGCCAUUUCAAUGAACCAAACAGGCUGGGUCCAGAAGGAAAAAGGCAGGAACACAUUAACACCAGCUACCUUCCUUAAACCUAUUACCUCAACAUGACAAAGAAAAUACUUUCAAUAUAACUGAUCUACUGAUAACAGUUCAGAUAACUAAUAUAAUGUGUUUGCAAUAUGACAAAUACUAAUACAACCAUAUUUUUCCAAGAGCUUUUAUUUGCUUCCUUUCUUGAAUAUACAUAACGUACACAGCACAUAGGUUUUAUGUUGGUGCAUUAUUCAAACAUGAGAUCUCAGUCCAAAUACAAAACUCAGUGAUCCUCUUUGCUUUGAGCCAGGAGGUUAAUUUCCUAUUCCCAUGAAAAGCCAACACAUAUCAGGAUCCCUUUAUACUAUAACACUUCUGGAAGCAGAGUAUUAAAACCUAGUUCAGAAAUACAUCAUUUCAUAGUAUGGAAAAUAUAUUACCUUUACAAGAAAGAGUUUUAUAAGAAUUCCUUCAAAAAAGUAAACAUUCAUGUAAGCCCCCACUCCGUCAAUCUCCCAAAAUCAACUGUAGUCCAAGACCACAAUGGCUACCUGCGCCUUCCGGACACACGACCAUUUCAGAAGAGCACCAUCCUAACAGUCAAACUGUCAAUCAAUCCUUCAGCUGUCAUAAAUAUACUUUAUAAUUAAAAAUACAGGAAUCUCACAUUUCUCACUUACAGUUUGUCAGCUUGAAUUAUAUAUAAGCAUAUAAAGCCAUAUAGGACCCUCUAGCACAGAAAAUCCACAAAGCCCUUACUGUCCAUUGUAAGCAAAGUCAGAUAAAAUUUUUUCACAAAACACAGUAUACCAGACAUAAAAAAAAAGUCUAGCUUGGCAACGAUUCUGGUAAAAAACAGGAAAAAAGAAAACCAAAUUUAAAAGUAGCAUGUGUAAAACCUGUGUCAAGCAGACCCUUCUAAAGUACAUCUCUGCAAUGACAAGACUCAAUGACCUCACAGAAAGAAGAGUAGAAUGGUUCACAGGAAUUGUUCAGCACUGCAAACAAUAGCACUCAUGUGCUCCACCUCAUUUUCAUGAAAUCACAGGUUUUAAUAAUCCAAAUGAUUUACCUAGAUUUUAAAAACCCAAGAUACUAAACACUGAAUGUUCAUAGAUUAAUUUUUAAAUUCUGUUCCCAACCCUACCACAAUGUAUAAUAAAAUGUACUAUUGAGGCACUGCUGAAAAAUCCAAGCAGGGUUUGAUUGUCUUACACAUAACCAUAAACAUUUAUGAAAUGGCUGAUCUAUUUUGUGUUCAAAAUGUCAGUGUUCCCACAAAGUGACAAGUCUUCAUGAUUUGAUUUGCUAUAUCCUAUAAAUGUUAGCUUACAGUCAGUGUUAAUGUACAAAACUAGAACUGUCUCUUUCAGAGCCAUACAGUCUUCACAUGCACUGUAACCUACAGUCAUACAUAAUUUCCAACUGUGCUGGAAAGUUUCUAUUUUUCUUUCUCUGGCUUUUCUAUUAAAAAUAAACAGGCUGAAUUUUCAUUUAAAAAGCCUAUCCUCUCCCACAACUUGAAAAACAAGUAUCAAAAAAGAACAAACAGCAAAAA
Molecule: messenger RNA, 5390 nt
Organism: Catharus ustulatus (Swainson's thrush)
Lineage: Eukaryota; Metazoa; Chordata; Aves; Passeriformes; Turdidae
Gene: PCOLCE2
Product: procollagen C-endopeptidase enhancer 2
Exons: 9
Coding region: 1-1257 (418 amino acids)
Molecular function (GO): protein binding
Source: RefSeq, a predicted model, not a curated record